GUUCGUGCGGUCGUAUGCAAACAUUUAAAGAUUGUUGCUAGCGGAUUGUCUGUGUUGUCUGUGCUUUCACGGUUUGCCGGUCUUACGAGUCAUUCUUCACAAAAAACAAAAUUCUGUGUACGAGUAUAGUGAAAUAUACAAAGGCUCGGCGGCAAUAUAUAGUAUACUGGUACUCUAUGUAUGUAUGUAUGCACAUACGUGUUUGUGAAUGAUGCCAUGCUGCUAGUGAAAAAAGUUAAGAAAAAAUCAAGUGAAUAAUAAAACAGCGAAAGAAGGGUGAAUGGCUAAAGAAAAGAUCUGUAGGAGUGGGUGUGAAAAAUUAAUAUUUGACAAUUGGCAAUUUCUACAUAUGUACGGAUGUGUGUAGAGCUACUUAACACUACAUAUGUACGUACAUACGCAUAUCUCCGCAUGAAUCAAUACCGUAUUUUUUCUUCUUAAAUAUUUCCCUACACUGGCGUGCCAAUAUUUUUUCCUUUAAAUUAUUCCAUUUAAUAAAGACAUAAAAAUUUUCGUAUGUGCCAACAGAUGUACGUUUAAUGCGAUUUCCGUUGGACGUGCGCACAAUAAAGUUUUCAGUGAAUUAGAUUAUUGUUGAUGAUGAUUACUAUGAUAUUAUGAUGUACAGUGUGAUGCUCUCGAAAAUGACAAAGUGCCCGCAAUAGUAAUGAUGGCCAUUGUGACCAUUGUGCACCGUGUGUUGUCGUGUAAUUCAUACGAAUAUGAUAUUUAAUCAUACUGCCUAUAGAAAUUUGAAAAAAUAAUAGUGUAAAAAGUGCAUCAUCCAAACACCAGCAACAACAACAACGAUUACAAAAGCAAUAAUAUCAUCGCAUAUUUAUCAACGUCCAACGCACUCUCGAAAAAAGCCGCAUUGUUUCCAUGUCCAUAAAUUUUUGUUUUUGAUUCGCACCAGCCUGCACUGUUUUUGAAUCGAUUCAGAAUCGAGUGGUGUGGCGCGUUUAAACUGGCCUGGAAAGCAACUCGACCUCAGUAAAACAACAAAAAUGUAUUCGGCGGUGCGCACAAACGACUUUGAAUAUCCCGAAUCGGAGAUGGACGAUCUGGAGAGCCUAUACUUUGACACGAUUUCUUUGGCAGACUCUGAGGCUGCUGCCGCUGUGGCUGCUGCACACCGCAAAUCGCUCUCCCAAUCGCGCAAUACCAUCUAUCAUUCGGCGGUGGAUUUGGCCGGUGAAGAUACACCAUCAAAACGACGCAGUUUACGCUUGGACAAUGGCAACAAAAAUAAUGCACCGCCGCCAAAUAAUCCCAGCAAUCGUUUGCCAUACAAUCCGAAUUUCCGCCACUCAUCAGCAUUGGAACAUUAUAAUAAUGCGAACGGCAGCAACGGUACAGGCGUUGGCGGCGGCGGCGGCGGUGGCGUUGAUCAAACGGAUGCUGCCAUUGCCGCACAGGUGUUGGCCAUGCACAACGGACGCUCGAAUGCUUAUGGCAACAAUAAAACUAGCAGCAACAAAAGCAACAGCACACCGCAUCUGAAUGCCGAUGAGACACGUCGGCGCUUCCAAGAUGGCAAACGCAGCGUUGAUUUCGUCUUGACCUACAUCGGCGAUGAUGAUUAUAUACCAGAGAAUCGACGCAAACGUGAAAUAUUCGAAACGAAUUUAAUUAAGGAAGGCCUACAUUUGGAGCACGACAAUACACAGCGCAUACAUUUUAUAAAAAUUCAUGCCCCACUGGAAGUGCUUUGUCGCUAUGCGGAGAUUUUGCAGAUUAAAUUGCCAAUGAAGAAGAUACCAGGCCAGGAGCUCAUAAAAGAGGAUGAUUUUCGAAUCAAAGAUUGUAUUACAUCUGCCGUCAGACGCAUAUUUAGUUGGUUGUACGUCAGUGCGGAACGACCGUAUCGCAUACACAUGGAGUUUUCCCGCAAUUAUCAGCAUUUAUUCGAAUGGGAGCAACCGAAUUUCUUUGAUGCUGGUGUUCGCAAUUCAAUCAUCAAUUUUAUAUUAGAGCGGCAGCGUUUUGUGGAAGGCGAAGAGACGGCCGACAAUUUGGGUAUUGAAAAAUUGUUGGAGGAUCGCGUAUACCACAGUGCUUACCCGUUGCAUGAUGAUACGGAUCGUGACUUCCUUUUACAAGAAUGGGCUUCGCUACGAAAGUGGAUACACUUACAGCCCCUGGACAGCAUCAAAGAGUAUUUCGGUGCAAAAGUUGCUUUAUAUUUUGCUUGGUUGGGUUUCUACACACACAUGCUAAUUCCAGUCAGCGUACUGGGUAUCCUAUGUUUCAUCUAUGGAUUUGUGACGUGGAGUAAUGAUCCUAUAAGUCGCCAAAUUUGCAACGAUAACCAAACGACUCUUAUGUGCCCACAAUGUGAUCGCAACUGCGACUACUGGCUGUUGGAGGAAACUUGUAACUCAUCGAAAAUGAAUUAUCUGAUAGAUAACAAUAUGACGGUCAUAUUUGCCUCGAUAAUGGCUAUUUGGGCUGUACUCUAUUUGGAGCUCUGGAAGCGCUAUUCUGCCACUUUGGUGCAUCGUUGGGGCUUGACCACCUUUUCGCAGCAUGUUGAACAUCCGCGUCCCCAAUAUUUAUCGAAACUACAAAGGCACAAGGAUAUUACGGAGCGCUGGAAGAAAAGCAAUAAUAUACUCGAACCGGAUGUGCCAUUUUGGCGUAUAAAAUUUCUACCCAGUUUCACAAGUUACAGUAUUAUGGUUUUGUUUAUCUGCGUUUCACUCAUCGCGAUUUUCUCCAUGAUAGUCUAUCGAAUGGCACAGAAGGCGUCCCAUAGCAUUUUGGGUAACGAAGAUUCAAUGACCUACAAAAUAAUGGUGCUUCCCAUGACGGCUGGUAUAAUCGAUCUCAUAGUAAUUUCCAUGCUCGAUUACGUCUACACUUCACUAGCCGUUCAUCUCACGAAUUUGGAAUAUUGUCGCACGCAAACUGAAUACGACGAAAGUCUAACAGUUAAAAAUUAUGUAUUUCAAUUUGUCAACUAUUAUUCCUCGCUAUUCUAUAUUGCAUUUGUGAAAGGCAAAUUCGUCGGCUACCCAGCCAAAUACAAUCGGAUAUUGGGUUUUCGACAGGAAGAGUGUAAUCCAGGUGGCUGUUUGAUGGAGCUUUGCAUGCAACUUGUCAUCAUUAUGGUUGGCAAGCAGGCAGUCAAUGCCAUUGUGGAAAUGCUCUUUCCUUAUAUAAUGCGCUGCAUACGCAAGUUUUCUACGCGCCUCGGCAUGCGAAAAGUAGAAAGUGAAGAGAAAUUAAUAUCGUGCAAUCAGUGGACUGAAGAUUAUCAUUUGGAGCCGUCGAACACAAAUUCACUAUUCUCAGAGUAUUUGGAGAUGGUUUUGCAAUUUGGUUUUAUAACACUUUUCGGCUUGGCCUUCCCAUUGGCGCCACUACUUGCGUUGAUUAAUAAUGUCAUCGAAGUCCGUUUGGAUGCAAUAAAAAUGCUGAAGCUAAUGCGACGUCCGGUAGCGCAACGUGCCAACAAUAUUGGUGUCUGGUACAAUAUGAUGGCAAUUGUGACACGCAUCGCUGUAGCAUCGAGCGCUAUGAUUAUUGCAUUUUCCACAAAUCUCAUACCGAAAAUAGUCUACAUAACUGCCACACAGGAUGAAUCCUUGGAGGGAUAUCUGAAUUUUACGCUUGCCUACUUUAACACAGCCAACUUCCAGGUGCAACCAGUGCUGCGGGGGAGCACCUACGAAAAUGUAACCUCCUGCCGUUACACAGAAUUCCGUAAUCCACCCUGGGAUGCGAAUCCUUACAAGCGACCAACGUAUUACUGGAAAAUACUAACAGGACGCCUAGCGUUUAUCGUAAUUUUUCAGAAUAUCAUCGGCAUGAUUCAAGGUGUGAUUGCCUGGGCAAUUGCAGAUGAGCCAAGCAAAUUGCGUAAGCGUAUUAAGCGUGAAGGUUUCCUGCUGCGCGAACACAUAAUUGAGUAUGAAAAGAAGACCGUUGCUGAGAAAGCAGCUGCACGUCGAGCCAUAGACGAAGCGCAAUACGAAGAUGAAAAGGCGCAAAACCAAAUGGACUACUAUGCGAACAAUAAAGAGCCUAUGUCACAAGCGCAGACCGUACAACGGGAUUAUGCGGAUAAUGAGGCGGCAGUCGUUUAUAGAAAUGAGCGUACAACGCCACUGUAGAACAACGAUAACGUUUUUGUUACAUAUUCUAUAAGUAGUUUUUAUUUUUUUAAGCCAAUGGUAAUUGAAAUGGUAGCUUAUUUAUACAAUUUUUAUGGUUAUUAGGUGAUUAUAAUUAAGCGGGUAAAAUAGUGCGCGCAACACACAAAUUAUAAUUAGUAAAUAAGAGCAUUUUUUUUUUGUUUUCCAUUUUGGUUUUCCUGUUUUUUUUUUGUAUUUUUGUAGGUUUUUUUGUUUUUGUAGUCUUUUUUUUGUAAUGUUUUUUUGUCGGCAAUGCCUUAUUUACAAUUUUAGUAUAUUGCAUUAGAAAUGCUGAACAUUUCCUGUGUAAAUUUGUUAAUUCAAAAGAAAAAAAAAAACGCUAUUGUUAGGUACUUAAAGUUUUAAAAGUUAAACAUCACUGUUGUGUAACUGUAAUUGUUAUCAAUGUAAAUAAUUAAUAAUUAGUCAAGUGCAUACACUAUCAAGUAGUAAACAGAAAAAAAAAACAAAAAAUGUGUAUAAUUAACAAAUUAAACUAAACCAGUGAAAGAGAAACUUCAAACUGCUCAAAAUAAUCAUAAAUUUUGCAUGCUAAUAAUAUUAUAUAUAAUAAUUUGUAAUUUUUUUAAUAACAAAUAUGUAAGUAGGCAAUACAAAGCUAAUUUUGUAUUGAAAACUAAAACAGGUUGAAUUUUAUCGCAAAACCGUACCGCAUUUGUUAAUUAGUUAAUUAAUUGUGAUGGAGUAAACGAUACAAAUUUUAUAUGAUUCGUUGCAUUUUCAGCCACAUUUGCCUUAAAGUACGUGCAUACAUAGAAAAUAAAUAUGUAUUUCAUACGUUUAUAACGCAAUCCGAUUUAAAUUGAGUCAAGUCGCGCCACAGGUAUACUACUAAUACAUGCAUAUGUACAUAUAUGUUGGUACCUAGGCAAAUAUGUAUGUCCAUUUUUUGUAGCAAUAGUUAUAAUGCAAAAUAUUAAAUUACAUACAUAGAUAAAAUUCACAAAUAACCGCAAGCAUUUUACCACACAGUGAAGUGCUUCUUUUAAAGUAGACAAAAAGUAGCCGUUUUUACCGAAAAUAAAUACAUGCUAGCAAAGCAAAAAAUAGUGAAAAAAUCAAAACAAAAAAAACAA
Messenger RNA from Anastrepha obliqua, 5236 nucleotides. RefSeq names its product anoctamin-6. The coding region runs from base 1008 to 4118 and encodes 1036 amino acids. Gene Ontology annotation, molecular function: protein dimerization activity; chloride channel activity. Gene Ontology annotation, biological process: chloride transmembrane transport. The transcript is spliced from 14 exons. Lineage: Eukaryota; Metazoa; Arthropoda; Insecta; Diptera; Tephritidae. The record is from RefSeq and is a predicted model, not a curated record. Gene Ontology annotation, cellular component: plasma membrane.